Molecule: messenger RNA, 13649 nt
Organism: Engraulis encrasicolus (European anchovy)
Lineage: Eukaryota; Metazoa; Chordata; Actinopteri; Clupeiformes; Engraulidae
Product: histone acetyltransferase KAT6B-like
Exons: 19
Coding region: 689-10837 (3382 amino acids)
Biological process (GO): positive regulation of transcription by RNA polymerase II; negative regulation of DNA-templated transcription; nucleosome assembly
Cellular component (GO): MOZ/MORF histone acetyltransferase complex; chromatin; nucleosome
Molecular function (GO): histone acetyltransferase activity; transcription coregulator activity; DNA binding
Source: RefSeq, a predicted model, not a curated record
AGGGUACCACUUUGUCACAGACUGCUAUGUAGAUUAACCUUUCAAUUAGUUAUUAUCAGGUCCGCUCUGCCACCGCGAGAAUUGCUGUGUGUGUUCAAACAGAGUAUUGGAAAGCCGUGAGGAUUAAUCCUUUGAUGGUUACGUUUUGGGGGGGCUUUCAAUCAUCGUGUUAAUGAAGAGAGGUCUCGAGGAGGAAAAAACUUGAAAAGGCAACAUCAGCAGCAGACAGCAGCAGUGCACUUCGCAACCUCACUCCUAAAUUUCAAGCUGGAAGAAACUGUAGUUUGAGUUACAUUGGAAUGAAUGCAAAGAGGAUGGGAAAGACUUCCUUAAUUCUGCUCUUCCGGAUUCUAGGCUUCCCAAUGGAUUUACAAAAUGUGUGUGCACAAGCUCAUUGUUAGAUGAGGAUCCGCACUAUUAAGGAAUUAUCUUCAAAUCUGCAUUCAUCUUCAUCACCAUAUCUUGGAAUUACUUACAAGAAAAAAAUGUCUUGAUUACACUUUUGGUCUAACACCACCAAUUGCGUUUUUUUCUGAGGAUGUUAUAACCGCCUUGCGUUUUUUGGUUGUUUGUCGGAAGCAAAGCAGCUAAGCAGUACGGAAUAAUAAUAACUUUGGAGAUUUUCAUAAAUGGAUCAUUCGUACGCCCUUCGUUGCUGCCGCGCCGCCACCACCGCCGCCGCCCAGCCAUGGUAAAGCUCGCCAACCCUCUGUACACGGAGUGGAUUCUCGAGGCGAUACAGAAGAUCAAGCGGCAGAAGCAGCGGCCCUCGGAGGAGCGGAUAUGCCACGCCGUCUCCACGCUGCACGGCCUGGACAAGAGGACCGUCCUCGAGCAGCUGGAGCUGGCCGUCCAGGAUGGCGCUGUGCUCAAGGUCACCAACAAGGGCAGCGCCUCCUACAAAGACCCCGGCCUGCCUGGGCGGCUGGCGGCCACAUCGGCAUCAGCAGCGGUAGCGGCAACAGCAGUCCCCAACAACAAUCAUGGGGUGGUCAAGCAGCACACUGCUGCCUUGCAGUCCGCUAACACCACCUCCACCGCCAUGACCACCACCACUGCUGCGGUCACUCCAGCCGUUUGUACCAACACCAUCACCACCAACACCACUGGCACAGGUGGUGGUUCCAAUGGUGGUUCUAACAGCAAGGGAUCUACCCUGAGUUCUUUGAGCGACCUGCGGCACAUCGACUGGAAUAAGGUGCUGCGGCGGGCCGUGGAAGGGCUGGACGACGCGCACGGCUCCUCGCUGAAGAACAUGGAGCGCUACCUGCGGAACCAGGAGGACCUGGUGCACGUCAUCGCCAACCCGGCCUUCCAGCAGCGCCUGAGGCUGGCCGCCAAGCGGGCGGUGAGCAGCGGGCGCCUGGUGAAGGACGGCCCGCGCUACCAGCUCAGCGGCCGCGGCGGUGACGCCAAGGCUGGAGUUGGGGGAACCGGGGGAGCAGUGCCAGCUGUGGCAGUGACGACGACGACGACCACACUGACCAUGAACCGCGCUGGACCCCUCUAUGCCCCUUCAUCACCCCCGGCCACCAUCACCCUGCUUCCCCACGAGAGAGAUCAGACUCGGGCUGACCCUAUUCCCAUCUGCAGUUUCUGUCUGGGAACAAAGGAGUCCAACCGGGACAAGCGACCCGAGGACCUGCUCUCCUGCGCGGACUGCGGAAGCAGUGGUCACCCGACGUGCCUGAAGUUCUCGGCCGACCUGACGGCCAACGUCAAGGCCUUGAGGUGGCAGUGCAUCGAGUGCAAGACCUGCAGCUCGUGUCGAAUACAGGGCAAGAAUGCCGACGAGAUGCUGUUCUGCGAUUCCUGUGAUCGGGGUUUCCACAUGGAGUGCUGUGAUCCUCCCAUAUCUCGAAUGCCAAAAGGAACAUGGGUGUGUCAGGUGUGCAGGCCGAGGGGAGGGAGUCGCAUGCUGCUGCACCGGAAAGCCGAUCAGAUCCGCCGACGCUAUGCCAAGCCGGUGGGACGGCCACGCAAGAAACUCAAACAGAGAAUGUGCGACCUGCUGGUGGGUGACGUCUCCGAGGCUGCUGCUGCUGUGCUGGCGGCGGCGGUGGCGGCAGGAAGUGGGGAGUCACCUGGUAGGGCUCCAAAGAUCUGUCCUACAGCCACCACCACCACCACCACCACUUCCACACCCACCUCCUCCUCCUCCUCCUCCUCCUCAUCAUCUGCUCCCCACCCUGCCGCAUCCACCAGGACCAGGGACCCUAGGGACCACCCCCACCUCCCCAGAGCCAGACCCCUAGAGGCCCUUAAUGCCGCACACGUUACCACCCCUCCCCCAUCCUCCUCCCCCACCUCCUCCUCCUCUUCCGUUUCCUCCUCCUCCUCCUCCUCUUCCUCUUCCCACACUCCGUCUCCGUUCUCAGCCACCAAAGUCUCUGCUGCCUUCGACGGCACGUCCAGGUCCGCCUGCGUUACUGUGGCGACGACACAAUCACAAUCAUCAUCAUCCUCCUCUCCACCUCCUCCUCCUCCUCCUUCAUCGUCGUCCGCCAUCUUGGACAUCACCGCCCCUUCGUCUUCCUCCUUCUCCUCUCACAAGAGACCCCGCGGCCUUAUCGACGGCCUGUCCAAGUUCUUUACGCCCUCGCCCAGGGGUCGGAGGUCGCGUCUCGACCAGGCGGACCAGCCCCACCAGACGACACCGUCGCCCCCCACCAAACACCAACACCACCACGGUGUCCCCCACCAAAAAAUCUCCCACCCGCACGUGGGGCGCCCGCGUAAGAACCCCCCCCAACCCCAACACACAUCAUCCCUCGCGCACACACACUCCCACACCCAUCAUCCACAUCCGCAUCCUCACCACCCCCAUCCUCCUCCUUCCCAUCCCCAGGGGCCAGGCGCUUGCUCCGAGUCCUUUCUCGAGUUUGGUGCGUUGGCGUCAAAAGCGGCGGCUAUCACAACAGGUGACGUUCCCGCCUCCCUAAUAACAACAACAACAGGUAUGCCCGGCUUUGUCCCCACCUCCUCGAGUACCAAGUGCCCAAGCUCCAGCUCCAGCUCCAGCUCCAGCCGGAGUUCGAGCCCGACUCCGAGUCCAAGUCCAAGUCCGAGCCUCACCCGGUGUCACUCCCCACCUCCGUCCUCUCCUCCUACCCACCCCCAGACGCCCAGCCCCAGCCCCAGCCCCUCUCCGAGCCCCCCGACGCUGCCCAACAGCGGGCCUGCCCCCGGCUCCCCGCAGAGCUCGUCCAGCCAGUCCAGCGCCCCCUCCCUCGGCAGCCUGUCGGCCUGCGGCAGCAACCAGCUCAAGGGCCUGUUUGACGGACUCUCCCACAUCUUCACCGCUCAGGGACAGUCGCGCAAGAAGAAGGCGCUGCCAUGCUACGCCGAGUCCCGGCGGGCUCACCGCAAGGGCCAGGCCACCCAAGCCCAACAACAAUCCCAGAUGCAACCCCAAGCCGAGCACCACAAUCAGCCCACCCCAUCGCACCAUCAUCCACAGACCCAGCAUCAGUCCCACUCCCACUCUCACUCCCAUGCCCAGUUCCAGGCUCAUUCCUCGGUGCCCACGUCGCCCCACUUCCACCCCCACCAGCUAGCGCUUUCCCAGGCAUCAACAGUAGGGAACCCGCCCCUGGCAGCAUUAGGAGCCAGGAAACAGUGCAGCAGCAGCAGCAGCGGUGGCAGCGAUGCAAAGAGCAGAGCAGCAGAGCAACACCUCUCCUAUCACUCCCAUCACCACAACCAUCAACGCCACAGUCACAGCCACAAUCACCCUCACCCCCAUCCCUCCUCCUCCUCGCCUGUGUCGCCGCCCAGGGGGCGUCCCUUUAAGGCCGGGGGCCGUCACAGACAUAGCGGCUACCUUAAAAGUCACCGCUCGCUAGGCAGGUUAAAAUGCAAAGCGGAGCCCGUUACGCCCGUAGAGCACGCUCCCGGUCUCUCUCCCACCCCCACCCCCACCCCCACCCCCGCUCCUGCCCUGUGGGGCGUCACGGAAAGCCCGGCACAGGCCAACACACUGAGCAGCGGACGAGUUAAACCAGAGAGCCUCGAUGAGAGGGCCGCCCCCCAGAGGCCAGAAGAUCAUCAGCAGCAGCAGCACCACCACCUUCAUCAUCACCACCACCACCACCACCAUCAGAUGGCCCCGCUGCAGCCUGUGGCGGUGUCCAGGGAGCACGUCACCGAGGAGGAUGUGGAGAUCUUCAGGCGGGUCCAGGAGCUCUCUUCACAGAGAACGGGGAGUAUGAACAGCAGCGACUCCUCUGGUCGAACCCCAGCGCUCAUCGAGUUUGGAAAAUACGAGAUCCAGACGUGGUACUCCUCACCAUACCCACCCGAGUACUCCCGGUUGCACAAGCUGUACCUGUGUGAGUUCUGCCUGAAGUACAUGCGGAGCAAGAACAUCCUGCUGCGGCACGUCAGGAAGUGUGGCUGGUUCCACCCGCCCGCCAACGAGAUCUACCGCAAGGAGCACCUCUCCGUCUUCGAGGUUGAUGGCAACGUGAGCAAGAUGUACUGCCAGAACCUCUGCCUGCUGGCCAAGCUCUUCCUGGACCACAAGACCCUCUAUUACGACGUGGAGCCCUUCCUCUUCUACGUGCUCACCAGGAACGACCAGAAAGGCUGCCACCUCGUCGGCUACUUCUCAAAGGAGAAGUUGAGUCAGCAGCAGUACAAUGUGUCGUGCAUCAUGAUCCUCCCCCACUACCAGAGGCAGGGCUACGGACGCUUCCUCAUCGAUUUCAGCUACCUGCUGUCGCGGCGUGAGGGCCAGGCGGGCUCCCCGGAGAAGCCUCUGUCUGAUCUGGGCCGGCUGUCCUACGCCUCGUACUGGCGCAGCGUCCUCCUGGAGCAGCUGCACGCACUGGACCAGCACGAGAGGGAGCGGCGGCUGAGCGUCAAGGGCCUCAGCAGAGCCACGGGCAUGUGUCCACACGACAUCGCAGCCACCCUGCACACACUCAGCAUGGUGGACAAGCGCAACGGCAGGUUUGUGAUUGUGCGGAGAGACGAGCUGAUCCGUGACCACAUGGAGAGGCUGAGGGUCUGCCCACGGGUCAACGAGGUCGACCCCGCCUACCUGCGCUGGUCGCCCACGGUUACGCUCAAGACCGCCCCCUCGGAAGAGGAGAGGGAGGCUGAGAUGGAUGUGGAGCAUCUGACUGCAAGGGCCGGCUGCUGGGUGAAGGAAGAGCAAGACUCUGCUUCCACCACCACCACCACGUACGGCGGCCACAGCCACCUGGGUACCCUCCACCACCACAGGCCCCUGGCCAAGAUGCGCAGCAAGAACCCACACCGGCCCUCAGACCACCGCACCUCCACGGCCACCAUCACCACCCGUAGCAGCGAAGACGAGGACAGUGAAGAGGAGGAGGACGAAGAUGAGGAGGAUGAAGAGGAAGAUGAGGAGGAUGACGAUGAGGAGGAGUAUGACAGCUCCCCGCCCGUUCUCACCAAAGCACAGGUCAUGUUCGGGGCCAAGAGAAAGAAACCCAUUGCCCUCAAGAAGAAACGCGGCCGCAAGCGCAAGCGCAUCAACAGCAGUGUCACCACGGAGACCAUAUCCGAGACGACGACGGAGGUCCUGAACGAGCCCUUCGAGAACGAGCCCUCCGAGGAGGAGGACGAGGAGGAUGAGGAAGAGGAGGAAAGGCCCAUGCCAUUGCUGGAGCGUUCUGCGCGGCUUGGAGACAUGAGCGAGGAAGACGACAACGAAGAUGAUGAUGAUGAUGAUGUGGAAGAUGAGGAGGAGGAGGAUGAGCAACGGCAUCAUCCGCAACAACAACAUCAUCAUCAUCAUCAUCGGCGGCGACAGCAGCAUCAUCAGCAGUAUAGAGAUGAAGAUCUCGCACCUGCGAGUCCCGUCGCACAGCAGCCCACCAAGAAGCGGCGGGGGCGACCGCGACUGGUGAAGACCGAGGAGGAGAGCGGCAGUCACAUAAACGAAGGUUUCGACAUCCCCAUCCCAAAGAGAGCAGGGAACCCCCGUCUGCCCAAGCGCAAGAAGGGCUGGCCGAAGGGGGUGAAGCGCGGCCCGCCAAAAUGGCGGCUGAAGAAGGAGGGCACCAAGUCGGGCUUCAAGCUGAACCUGUACACGCCGCCCGAGACGCCCCUGGAGGCUGACUACCACAUCGCAACCGAGGAACCACGACUCCUCGCCGUCGGAGCUGCGGUGGCGGCGGUGGGACAGAGGGUCAGCGGAGUUGGAGGACUCGGGGAACACAACGACCCACCGGAUGAUGAGGAGCCCCCAACGAUCACAGAGGAGGCCAGUGAGCCAGGAACUGGUCCAGGGUCAGUGGAGACGGAUAUGGAUGCUGAUGCUGAUGCUGAUGCAGAUGCUGAUGCGGAUGCAGACAUGGACGCGGAUGGGGAUGGGGAUGGGGAUGCAAGCAGGGUCCAGUCACCAGAACCCCAGACCCCGCUAGCUGAGCCCCUUGUCAGCCAAAGGGGGUCACCGGAGGACUCUCCUGUAAGGCAGGAGGAGGAGGAAGAAGAUGAGGAGGAGGAGGAGGAUGAUGACGAGGAUGAGUACGAUGAAGAAGAACAGGAGGAGGAGGAGGAGGAGGAGGAGAAGGAAACACAGAUGCAGUCAGUGGCUGCCUCGCCAGAGCAGCAGCAGGAUGAGGAAGAAGAAAAGGAGGUAGAGGAGGAGCGAGAGGAGGAAGAGGAGGAGGAUGAAGAUGAUGAAAAAGAGGAGGAGGAGGAAAAGGAGGAGCAAGAAAGGGAGAGGCCGACGGUAGACUCAAGGCAGGUUUCACCAGAGAGGGUGGAUGAAGAGGAGGAGGAGGAGGAAGAGAAUGAGAAUGAGGAAGAGGAGGCUGGAGAUGAAGAACAAAAGUGCAAUGAUUUGCACGAGAAAAAGCUCGAGCAAGAUCAGGAUGCAGACGACGAAGAUGACCGUCAUAAAGAUUCCUCUUUGGCUUUAGCAGAGAAAAAACAGGAAGAGGACCAGGAAGACGAAGAGGCGGCUGAAGACAGCAGUCCAAAGCAGCGCUCUGACUACGCUCCGGACUUCAUAGCUCCCAGCGAACCCAGCAGCCCUGCUCCUGCUCCAGAAGAAGAAGAAGAAGCAGAAGAAAACACUCCGGCUAUUCCCAACAACUCCGCUUCCCCGUCCCCAGCCUCUCCCUGCAGCAGCAGUCCCGGUAUUCCGGAAGAACCGGAGGAAGAGCCUGAAGCUACGAGAUCCAACUUCAAGCCUCCUGCGGAGUCCGACCCUGAAGAUGAAGAAGAGGAAGAGGAAGAGGAGGUGGAGAACCAUAACAAGAACCAGCAAGGUGAGCACAGUUCCCUGCAACUGGAGGAGGAGGAGGAAAUGGAGGAGAGGCCGCCCCCUGCACCCAGCCCUCCAAUCACAACACAGGAGGAGGAGGAGGAGGAGGAGGAGGAAGAGCAGGAGGAUCCUUCGUCCAUCUGCCCGGAGACUGACUCUGAGACGGCGCAGGCGGUGCAAGCCCUUACCCAGGAGGCCGAGCGGCAGCAGCAACACCAGCAGCAGCAGCAGCACCAAGGAGACGAGGACGAUGGCGAGGGCGAGAUGUAUGCCGACUGCUCCGAGACGCAAGAGGCCUGCCGCAGCCUCCAGACGCACUACGCCCAGCUGGAGCGCAGCCCUGCACCCCCGACCUCUGCGCAGACCACCGCCGUCCUCGACGACUAUUCGCACUCGGAGCGCGGGAGCCCCAUGUCCUCCGUCCCGUCCUCCCACCCCAGCCAGUCGGUACGCUCGGCCAGCAGUCCGGUCAUCACCAUCCUAGAAACGGCCGGCUACACCCAGAUCAGCCCGGAGCAGCACGGCGGAAGUAACAACAACAACGGUAGUAACGGUAUCGGCAAUAACGGCAACAGCAAUGCCGCUAACACUAACCGGGACAACGGUACCGGCGGUAGCAACAACAACAACAGCGGGCCGAUCCCCUCCAUCCCCUCCCUCGCCAUGGAGACCAGCCCCAUGAUGGACGUGCCUUCCGUGUCGGACCACUCGCAGCAGGUGGUGGACAGCGGCUUCAGCGACCUGGGCAGCAUCGAGAGCACCACGGAGAACUACGAGAACCCCAGCAGCUACGACUCCUCGCUGGGCACGGCGACCACCGGCGCGGCCUCCGGAGGCGGCGGUGGUGGUGGUGGUGGAGCUGGAGGACCCCCGGGGAGCGGAUCUGGUGGCUCGUCCCAGAGUAGCUGCUCUUUCGGGGGCAUGGUCAUGGGGGGUCCCGGCGGCGGCCCUGGUGCUAGCAGCUGCGUGGUGGUGGGCCAGCAGAUGGUUGGCAUGAUGCCCGCCGCUGGGAGUCUGAGUUCUCCUCAGCACUGUAUUAGCAGCGUCAAGUCUCCGCAGGGGUGUGUGGUGGUGGUGGAAAGGCCGCCGAGUAAUAGCCAACAUGGUGGCGGUGGCGGUAGUGGUGGGGGUGGGCCACAUCAUCACCACCCCCACCAUAUUGGACACCCACACACACACUCCUACUCGCACCCACAUCCUCACACGCAGCACGGUGGUGGUGUCCCUCAUGGAGCCCAGAACGUGGGACCACACGGCGGACUGCACAGCCACACGGCGGCCACACACCCCCACGCUCAGCACGCUUUGCACAGUCACCUGAUCCAACACGGGCAGCACCCGCAACACCAUCAACCACACCCACACGGACAUCCACAUGCACACCCACACAUGCACACACACCACCCAGCACAACACACAGUCCACAAGGCACCACCAACACACCAUCCACAUCCACAUUCGCACCCGCACCUGCACCUGUCCCAAGGGGGGCCUCCCCCAGUCCAGCACCCCGGGGCUGCAGCAGCGGCAGGAGGUGGUAGACCCCAUGGGCCUAGCCCCACCCCCCCAGGGCCCAGCCACUCCGCUCAACACACCCCCCACCACCAAGGAGGACCUCCAUCCCAACAGCAGCAACAACAACAACAACAAGGGACUUUGCACGUCCCGCAUACAGGACAGGCGCAGACGCAUCCGCAGUCCCAUGGGGCUCACGGACCACACGUGAGCAGUCGAGCCCAAGCGCAGCAACAACAGCAGCAGCAGCAGUCACAGCAGCAGCACUCGCAUAAUCAGCUAUCUCACAGCAGCACACCACAGACGCCCCAUCGACAACACCAUCACCACCACCAUGGCGCCAGCCUGAGUCACACGACGCAACACACACCCCACCCUCCUCCUCCUCCUCCGUCAUCAUCAUCCUCAUCGUCAUCCUCGUCAUCAUCGUCCCAACACGCCCAUGCCCAACGCGCUGCAGCUGCCCAGCAUCACGGCCAGGAACACGGACACGGACACGUGCACGGGCCUCCACACACACAGCUGCACCACCACCAUCCAACGCAGCAGCAGCAGCAGCAGCAGUGCGGCCCUGGCCCUGGCCCCGGCCCCGGCUGCGGCAGCCUUGCCUCCAGCUUCCCCAGCCCCAUGCAGCUGGCUGACAUGGCCCCUGGGCAGGGCGGAGGACGUCCACGUCCACACCCACAUCCACAUCCACAUCCACAUCCACAUGCAUCUUCACACCCACACUCGCACCCGGCAGGCCUGAGCGUGAGCAGCCUGUACGAGCGCAUGGCGGCUGAGGCGAGGGCCGGGGUGGGGGCUGGCGCUCCGCCUCCUCCCAGAGGACCCCAAGGGGACUACAGCUCCCCCUACGGGCAGCCCACGGGCUCUUUCAGCCUGGCCAAGCUGAAGCAGCUCACGAACACGUUAAUGGACCACCCCCCAAUGCCGUUCGCACACGGACACGGCCAUGGCCACGGCCACAGCACGGGCCCUCCGCACCCCAUUAGCGCCUAUGCAAGCGGAGGGCCUGGGGCUGAGCCUGGGCACGGGCCUGGUGGUGUGGGGGGUGUUGGGGGUGGAGGUCCAGGACCCGGUGGGGGUGGUGGUGGAGGUGGUGGUUCGCAUCUGGUGGUGGGGGGUCAUGGCACGGCUCCUCCUCCGGCUCCCGGUGGUGGUGCUGGUGGUGGUGGACCCGGUGGACCCCCCCAGCCCCACGCGCAUCCCACACCCAACAUCACCCCCCCGCCUCCCUCCAUGAUGCUGCAGAGGAACAUGGCGGCGGUGAUGGGCAUCACGUCGGCUGCAGCUGCGGCCGCGUCGCAGAGGAUCCACCAAGCGCAGGUGGGCAGCGCCGCUGCUGGCGGUGGAGCUGGAGGUGGAGGUGGUGGUGGUGGGAGUAGCAGUGGAGGUAACUCUGCGUCGUCCUCGGCCAGCAAGAGUCAUCACGCGGCCUCCUCCCGCACCAAAUCGACCCCGCUAGCGCACCACCCGCCUCCCCCACCCUCCUCGCACCACCACACGCACACCUCUCACCCUCACGGCCACCCGCACUCUCACCCGCAGCAGCAACAGGUGACCAUGCAGGCGCCCAGCAGUGCCCUGGCCGCGGCCAUGCCGCGUCACCACGUCAACAUGGGCGCCGUCAACGUCAACAUGAACCUCAUGUCCGCCCCGUCCGCCUACAGCGCCGUCAACUCCAUCAACCUCAACGCCAUGAACAUGAACAGCUACCACGCGCACCCCCACCACCCUCACCACCACCGCGUCAGCCAGCAGAUCAUGCCCAACGGCCACGGUUACCACACAAACCACCCGCACCCCCACCCUCACCACCAUCCGCACCCGUCGGCUGCGGCGGUCUACAUGAACCAGUCUCCGCAGUACCCUAUGCAGAUGGGCAUGAUGACUGCCAGCCAGUCGUACGCAGCCGCGGCGCAGCAGGCAGCCCAGCAGGCAGCCGCCGCGCAGGGGCCCGCGUCGCACCACGGCAACGUUAUGUACUCCGCUGCGGCAGCCGCCGCCGCCGGUCACCACGGUUACAUCAACACGGGCAUCGCCAAACAGUCGCUCAAGGGACCUUUCAUGAGGCGGUAGCGAGCGGAAUGCCCACACUGUCAUACGGACGCAAACUCAAACGAAUACACACACACACACACAUACACUCACACUCACACAUCAUUGGCAAUCACUCGUAGUGAGAACGAUUGCCCUCCUGACGGUGGGGUCUGGUCACUUGUGGGUCAUCAAAUGACUGUUGAGGCCAAUCCUCUGAAGUCACACACAUACAGUACACAUACAUGCACAUACAAACAGAUGAAUACAUGUCCAUAAUGGUCUUGAGAUGCACUGCUUUUUGCCUUUCUGUUUGUCUCUUUUUGAGUCGUUAACCCCUUGAAGUUACUGAAAAACCAGCACUUGGUAGGAAUGCAAAAAUUUUAAAUCAAUAAUAAUGAGAGAGAGAAAGAGAGCGCGAGAGAGAGAGGAGAGAGAAAGAGAAAAAAAUCAAGAUUUGCAGAGAUAGAAAGUUAUUUUCACAUUAGAGAAGCAUUUGUGCUAUUUUUUCCAUUCUUUCUUUCUUCUGUAAAGAAAUUGGAAAGCCUUACUUAAUAAACUUAAUAAAAAAUCUAAUAAUGGUAAUAAAAAAGAUGAACAGCCUUUCUGGGGGGCAUGGGACUAGAAGGGGGCUGUGCUGUGUCCUUAUUAACCCCUUACCAUCCGCUCCUUUCCCGAUGUUGCGUCAAUACGAGCUACAUGUCAAGCUGAGCUACCAAGCCAUUAGUACAGUGGAGUUAAGUACAUCAGUGGUUCCCAAACCUUUUCAGCGGGGACCCCCUUUUGGACUGGUUUUCGACACCUCACCUCAUCAUAGUGUCAGCCGAGUAAUGGAUUUCUACUAAUAUUAGCGGACAAUGUUAGUGGACAGUAUUCGCAUAUUUUCCAUUAAUUGUUUGUCCGCUAGUACUGCUAGAAAUCCACAGGCCAGGAAACACAUUAACCAUACAAGCGAAUUCUGUUACUAACUAUAGAAUUAUGUGAGCUGUUAUCUGUUAACCUGCGGAUUUCCCAGUGUUAUACAGCAAAUUCAUUGCGAAAUUUCAACGACCUCAGCUACUUGGUUGCAUUGGUCGUUGCUGAUGUUCACAUACAAUUACCAUUUUAACUAUGUUACCAGCCUUUUGGUAGCUCACCUCGACAAAGUAGACCAUCUCGACAGAGCACCAGCCCUUACCCAAAAACGUACAACCACUUGGCCCCCACACUUCCCAAUCCAAUCCAGCCCAGUGCCGCCCCUUGCCUACCCCAACACUACACACCCUCUUUUACGCUUAGCCCAAAAAAAGCAAUCCAACAAUCCCUUGGAGCCUGUUUCUCGAAAGCAUUAUUGCUAACCAGUUAGCAACUUACUAGGUUUCCAAUGGGAAAUUGCAUUGCCGCUAAUUAAGUUGCCAACUUAGUUGAGAAACUUACCCCUGUCCUCAAUCUUCCCCAAACAAAAACACCCUCUUACCCAUUUUUGCCCUCCCGAAUCCAAUCUCACCCCUCCCUACCCCAACAUGUGCACUCUCUUACCUUUCGCCUACUUGCUCGAAAGUUCCCAAAAAUCUGAACCAGUCCUACAUCAUAACCAAAACACAUCCACCCUCUUAGCCAUGUUGCCCUCCCAAUCCCCCCUCUCAAUUCAAUCCCACCCCCCCUCAGGGGCAGAAGCCGUCUCAAAAUGCAGCUUCCUAGAAGCUGUGUAAUGUGCCUGCUGCGACGGAAUUUAAGCGAGCGAGCGAGUGGACAUCUUGGAGCUUGUUUCCAGCCGACCUGUCAAACAGUGCUGAGAAAACAAGUUUCCCCUUUGUUUGUUUGUACCAUAAUAAACUCUUUUUUGCCUUUGUACAAUUAUUAAUUAAAUUAUUCUUCAGACUUUAUUUUGCAAAAAAAAAGAAGAAGAAAAAAAUAAAGUGAUGACUUUAGCAUGCUCAAAAAGUCUCUAUGUAAGUUGACAGUGCAUUUAAGUAGUACUGUACUUUUAAGUGUCGUGCUUAAUAGCAAGCCAUUUUUAAAAUGUUGGGCCUUCAAGCUAAGUUUUCCUUGAAACAGGGAAAGAAAAAUGAUAACAAAUUAUAUUUUGUUAAUUCUGAUACUGUACAAAAAAAACCUUUCCCCCUUGUAAAUUUGGUCCUUGCUUUUUUUGUUUUGUUUUUAUUUUUCCGUUUUCCUUUUUUCAUUUGUUAUUUUUGUGUGUUAUAAAAAAAGAUUUUAUUGAUAUGUAUUGUAUGUACAAUUCUGAACUCUUUUUGUAACAAAAAUUUCUUCACGGCAGCUUUCUGUUUUAUAAUGCAGAUUGAGGGUAAUCCUGAGUAAUAAACGCAUAUAUUUCAGAGUUUGUACCCAGUUCAAUUCCAAAACAUUUCAAAAAUGUAGACAGAAUAAAACACACACACACAAACACACCGAAAAGUUUAAAAUAUUACUUACAAUAUAGAGACCUAAUUUAGUCCAAAGUUGAUAUUUUACAAAAAUGCCUUGGAAUUUACACUUUCAUUCCAUGUGUAGAUUUGUUUUCUAUCUUUAUUAAAAAAAAAUAAUAAUAAUGAUGUUGGAUUUCUAUUUUACAUAAAUGUGGUGUAGAGCUUGUGAAUAGACCAAACAGAAGCUAACAGACAAUUGCAUGUAUAAAGCGACUUGUACUUUGUGUUUUGUUAAUAUCACUCUUUUUUUCUAGCCUUUGUACCAACGCAGAGUGACUUGGUACCAUGGCAAUGGAGUUGAGGGUUUUUUGGGGGCGGGGCAAUCCUGGUUAUAUGUACAGAUACCGACGCAACGACAAGUCAUGUAUUUAUGAGUUAUCACUUAGUCGAAAUAAAAAGCAAAAUGCUGUACAUUUUAGCAUAAAUAAAUUAUGAUCUACCAUGUA